Molecule: messenger RNA, 618 nt
Organism: Funneliformis caledonium
Lineage: Eukaryota; Fungi; Glomeromycota; Glomeromycetes; Glomerales; Glomeraceae
Source: the annotation of a GenBank genome assembly
AUGUCCUAUCAAAGUAGAGAACCUGAUUUAACCUUGGCAGUUUUAGAAGAAACAGAAAAUGAUUCUAAAUCAGUUUUUGGAAAAUGUCUAGAUUGUGGAAAAGAAAGAAUUGGUGAUGGAUGGUGUAAAGAUUGUGAAAGCAACGCCUUUAAAGAGAAUUUUGGAAAUUGGACAAGCGAAAAUACUAAUAUUGACGAUUUUAUUAGAAGUACUCAAUUGAAUGCAAAUGGAAGUGUAGAAUAUUUGGAAUAUAUAAAUUUUGAGCAAUUUGAUCUUAUAGAAAAUACAAAUAAAGGCGGGGCAUUUAGCACAACUUGUUCAGCGGUAUGGAUGGAAGGUCCUCGAUGGAUUUGGGAUGAAAUGGCUGACCAAUGGAUACGUAAUGGGCCUAUAAAGGUUGCACUUAAAAGACUAAAUAACUCGCAAAACAUAAGCGCAGACUAUUUGAAUCAAAUUUAUAAAUACCAUCAAUGUGAGAACGUUGCAGACUUUUUUGGAAUAACUAAAGAUCAUACCUUGAAUUAUAUGUUUGUAAUGAAAUAUGAAAGUAAUUCUUUAAAUUCAUAUCUUGAUGAAACUCAAGGAAUGCUUUGUUGGAAAGAUAUUGAAGCUGGAUAG